Magnolia sinica is the source of this 654-nucleotide messenger RNA. RefSeq names its product (S)-N-methylcoclaurine 3'-hydroxylase isozyme 1-like. The transcript has a single exon. The coding region runs from base 1 to 654 and encodes 217 amino acids. Gene Ontology annotation, molecular function: iron ion binding; heme binding; monooxygenase activity. The record is from RefSeq and is a predicted model, not a curated record. NCBI's taxonomy places the organism in Eukaryota, Viridiplantae, Streptophyta, Magnoliopsida, Magnoliales, Magnoliaceae.
AUGUCGGAGCUGGCUAGAAAUCCCAAAGUGAUGAGAAGAGUCUGCGAUGAAUUGCAAAUGGUCGUCGGUGGUGAGAAAGCAAUGAAAGAGUCCCAUCUCAAUCACCUAAACUAUCUCCAUGCAUCCAUUAAGGAGUCCCUUCGACUACACCCACCAAUCCCACUUCUACUCCCACGCCAAGCCCUCGAAACAUGUGACAUGAUGAAUUACACCAUCCCAAAGGACAGUAGAGUGAUGGUGAACAUAUGGGCCAUUGGAAGAGACCCUGGAAUUUGGAAAGACUCACUGACAUUUUCGCCAGAGUGGUUUCUGGAGACUAGUGUGGAUUACAAAGGGAAUCAUUUCGAGUUCACACCGUUUGCUGCUGGAAGGAGAAUCUGCCCUGGUUUACCGUUGGCUACCCUUAUGGUUCAGCUUAUUCUCGCUUCUUUCAUCCACACAUUCGACUGGUCACUUCCACAUGGAAUGCAGCCUGAUGAUCUGAACAUGGAUGAGAAGUUCGCCCUAACACUCGAGAGAAAACAUCUGCUACUGCUCGUCCCCAAAUCAGUGGUUAAGAUUGCUAUCAAAUGCAUUUAUUUGAAUAAUCCAGUUGUAUUUUGUAUGAGAACAUGUGCAACCUUUUCUGUUUCCUAUUCUGUUCGGCUGUCAUAG